ACUACAUAUUAUGAUUGUAACAAAUGGUAUUAACUAGCUAACCCAUCAAUUGCUAUAUGACCCCCUAUUCUCUUGCUUGAUUAUGGCCACACCUCAGUGCAGAAAUGGCUUCGCCAACGCAGACUUAGAAAACGUCACAAUGGUAUUCAUAGUACUUGUACAGAUGGCUGAAUAUAUAUAUUGAUUAAAGGAAGUCAGCAAUCUAUCUAAACUAAUAUUUGAUGCACCUGCAUAACGCUUGGUAAAGCUUGACCAGAGGAGGAAGACCAUAGAACCAAUGAGCAACUCUGGUCAAAGCCAUCUCAAAGCGUGACUCGCUCUCAAUGCAAUAAAGCCGAGCCAAUCCACGCGCCGCUUGUGCAUCCAAAAUGUACGUCAUUUCACAGGCUAGGACAGACCUAGGGGCUCUGUUCUACGCAAGAGUGACUCCAACCCGACAUACAUGGCCGAAUAGACGAUCUAGAGUCGCAUUCCGACGCUGACAGUGCAUGUCACAGCUCCGGCUACUAAGUAUGUCGGUGCCUAUAUCGCACCGCAUCAGUGGUCUGACAUAGUGGCUAGUACGAAUAGUCGGAGCCCAAGACCUGGCGAUAUGCUCCUUAAGACGUUGAUGGCAGUAGCGAGACGACCUCUCGCAGAGUCUCCAAGCCAGUGGGCGGUAGCCAAACCUAGAAAACAACGUGGGUACACUGCCAAUAGCUUUCUCAAGUCCUAUCAGAAUACAACGACCAUGAGCCGAUCUCAGCCCGUCGACACAGGUCUUACCAAAUCAGCAACCUUCCUAGUUUUUUCGGUGUUACCAACCGACAACUCAAUCCAAGCUGUACGAGGAGUACUGUCAAGCGUCCCCGACACCGUCAAGAACAUAUCCAUUCGCGAUGUCGACGCUAGCCUCACAUGCGUUGUUGGGAUCGGCAGUCGAGUCUGGGAUUCCGUAACGGGUCUCCCCCGUCCCGCCGAACUCCAUCCCUUCCCGGAGGUUCGCGGCGCUAAGCAGACGGCUGUGUCGACGCCGGGAGACCUCCUAUUUCACAUCCGAGCUGAGAGACGUGAUAUGUGCUUCGAGAUGGAAAGACAACUGAUUGAUAAACUGGGAGAUGCCGUCCGACUGGAGGAUCACACAGUGGGUUUCCGCUACUUCGACGCCCGGGAUCUCUUGGGCUUCGUGGACGGUACGGCAAAUCCAGUCGGUGGGGACGUCGUAGAUGCCGUCAUGGUCUCGGAGUCGGACGGUGGCAGCAACGCAACCUCCGUCGGUGGUAGUUACGUCGUCGUUCAGAAAUACUUGCAUGACCUCAAAGCCUGGAAAACGCUGUCCACGGAGCAACAGGAGGCCAUCAUCGGCCGGACCAAGAUUGACAAUAUCGAGAUCGACGACGCUGAAGACGGCCAGCAACAGGCGCACAAAACUCUCGCUACCAUCGAGGACGCAGCCGGCGGGGAGCAUGCUGUCUUGCGAGAUAAUAUGCCCUUCGGGUCGCCUAGCGCCGGCGAGUACGGAACGUACUUUAUCGCUUACUCGCGACGCCUGUGGGUGGUGGAGAAGAUGAUGGAACGUAUGUUCCUCGGUCAUCCGCCGGGCCUGCACGAUCGUAUAUUGGAUUUUUCGACGGCGAUCACCGGUAGCACUUUCUUUGCGCCGUCACUCAAAAGUCUCGAGGCAAUUGGUGAUGAGAAGUGAGGACUUCUAGAUUUUCGCAUUAUAAUCUCUCUAUUAUUCUCACGUUACAACACAUAUACAUCCAUUCAACCCCUUAA
Messenger RNA from Xylaria bambusicola, 1758 nucleotides. Its product is annotated as Dyp-type peroxidase. Gene Ontology annotation, molecular function: heme binding; peroxidase activity. Bases 593 to 1681 code for a protein of 362 amino acids. NCBI's taxonomy places the organism in Eukaryota, Fungi, Ascomycota, Sordariomycetes, Xylariales, Xylariaceae. Gene Ontology annotation, cellular component: cytosol. The record is from RefSeq and is a predicted model, not a curated record. The transcript has a single exon.